Molecule: messenger RNA, 318 nt
Organism: Malassezia pachydermatis
Lineage: Eukaryota; Fungi; Basidiomycota; Malasseziomycetes; Malasseziales; Malasseziaceae
Exons: 2
Coding region: 1-318 (105 amino acids)
Source: RefSeq, a predicted model, not a curated record
AUGUCUCGGCAUACCAAAACGUUUUCACGCACAUCGGUGGCGAGCAAGCCACCACUAUACAUAUACUAUUGCCUAUGUGGCGAGUUUGUUCUUGUCAGUAAUACAACCUUGGAGUCGCUGCCUCGUCGUCCGUUAGAUGGAUCGUUUGUCUUGCGUUGUUUUGACUCCCCCAAGCAAGAAAAUGGCGAGCGCAUUGUUGCGCCCAUAUACAAGAUAAGUGCCUCGCAAGGUUUAGGACAAAUUCUCGAGCGGCGAAAACAGGGCAAGGUACCCUCUGAUGCCUUUUUUGAUGAUACCAAGGCCCUUCCUAAGGCGUGA